CAAUUGGUCUGAUAAAAAUUUCUUCAAAAAAAUUGCAAUAAAAACAUAAUUCUACGUGUACACCGGUAAAUAUUCGCACCGUUUUUAUUAAUUAUUUAGUUCGACAAUGCCGCCAACUAAGAACAAGCAACAGAACUCCGUUAAAAAUCCUACACAGAAAUUCAAUGAGACUCAUGCAAGAAACAUUGAAGUCGCCAAAAAGCUGGUUGAAAACUAUGUGUCGUCUUCAGAAGAUGAGGAUGAAUUAGAUGAAAAUACCAUUUUAAAAUCUUUAUACCAGCAUUAUGAUAAGCGCAAAGAAGAUGAACACCUACUAGCCAAAACUGCCGGCUUUUUAGAAAAUGUUUUGCAAACUGGAGCUGCAACGUGUCUUAUCUGUAUUGGAAGCAUAAAACGAUCCAAUGCGAUAUGGUGUUGCAAAUAUUGCUAUUGUUUCUUUCAUUUGAACUGUAUAAAAAGAUGGGCUAAUGACAGUGUGGCCCAGGUAAAAGCCCAAACUCAAAAUGAACAGGGCUACUACAAUCACAUGGGUGAAUAUAUAGCACCCAAAAAACCUAAAGCAUUGCACUGGUGUUGUCCUCAAUGUAGAAGAGAAUUCCAACCCGAUGAAAGACCAACGGAGUAUGAGUGCUUUUGUGGCAAGGAAAUAAAUCCGCCUUCACAACCCUGGUUAGUUCCACAUUCUUGCGGUGAAAUAUGUGGUAAGGCACUACAGCCAAAUUGUGGCCACAAAUGUACUUUGCUUUGCCAUCCCGGACCAUGUCCUCCCUGUGCCCAAUACGCCGUAACAUCCUGUAAAUGUGGAAAAUCAGCUGCUAAAUCAGUACGUUGUGCCGACAAAUUGUGGGAAUGUCAGCAGAAAUGUGGUUUACUAUUACCAUGUAGACAGCAUGUUUGUAAAAAAUUGUGCCACAAGGACGGCCAGUGUCCACCGUGCCAACAAACAAGUAUGCAAGUGUGUGAAUGCGGCAGAGAAACUGCUAAACGACUAUGUUGUGAACAGAAGUGGCAUUGUAAAAAACCCUGCGGAAGAACUUAUUCAUGUGGCUUACACACUUGUAAAAAAGUUUGCCAUUCGGGUGACUGUGGGGUUUGCCCUUUAAGUUUACCACGAUCCUGUCCAUGUGGAAAAACUAAAAAAAUUGGCCCUUGUUCGGAGGUGAUAGAUACUUGUGGUGAUACUUGCCAAAAGCUAUUAGCUUGUAAUGUACACACUUGCACGCAACGCUGUCAUAAGGGCAAUUGUAAUUUGUGUUUGAUUAUAACCAAAAAGAAAUGCCGCUGUGGUAUGCACGAAAAAGAACUGCCAUGUUCCAAGGAAUUUACAUGCGAAACUAAGUGUAAACAAAUUCGUGAUUGUGGCAAGCAUCCCUGUAAUCGCAAGUGCUGCGACCGAAACUGUCCGCCAUGUGACAAAGUAUGUGGUAAACCAUUGUCGUGUGGUAAACAUAAAUGUCAAUCGAUUUGUCACAAGGGACCCUGUUAUCCGUGUCAGCAAAAAUCACAAAUCAAUUGUCGCUGUGGUAAAAGUAAAAAAAGCGUACCCUGUGGUCGUGAGCGAACAGCACGUGUGGUUUGUUUGGAACCAUGUCGUAUACCAUCAAAAUGUCAUCAUGACAACAAACAUCGCUGUCAUAAAAAUGAAUGUCCAGCUUGUGCUCAACCUUGUGGUUUACCAAACGACACUACUAAGUGUGACCACAAGUGUAUGGCGAAAUGUCAUGCAUCGGUUAAGAUGGCUAAGAAAUCAAAUUCUGAUACUACCAGUAUUUGGGAGCCAACUAAACAGUUUGAAUUUAAACAAAUGCCUCACCCGCGUUGCGAACAAAAGGUAAGCGUAACUUGUAUAGGCGGACAUGAAGUAGCUGAUUGGCCCUGUUGGAAUUCUAAACCUACAUCGUGUCAGCGUUUGUGCAACCGUUCGUUGCGCUGCGGCAAUCAUAAGUGUACUUUAGUAUGUCAUUCUGUGAGAGAUUUGACGGACAUGAAGGAACAACCUGGUUGUGCCCGUUGUGAUCAAGGUUGCAAUAUUCCUCGCCCCGAAGGAUGUACUCACAAUUGCCCGAGACCCUGUCACCUGCCACCCUGUUAUCCUUGCAGUGUUGCUAUAAAAACUAAGUGUCAUUGUGGCUUAAUGCCCAUUAUUUACAAAUGUAGCGAUUAUUUCAAUACUGCAGCCAGUGAAGGUGAAAUUUUGGAGAGACAAGAGAACUUAAAGAGCUGUGGCAAUAGAUGUUUAAAAAAUUAUCCUUGCGGCCACCGCUGCACAGCCAAAUGCCAUUCUGGCCCUUGUCCCUAUCCCGAAGCUUGCCGCAAAAAAUUGCGCAUCUAUUGUGAUUGUAAACGUUUAAAAUCCGAAAUUUCGUGUGACAAGCAUCGUGCUGGUAUUCAAAAAUUGCAAUGUGAUGGAAAUUGUGUUGAAACACAAAAAACUCUGGAGCAGGCACGGCAAAAGGAAGAGGAAUUACUUCGAAAGCAAGAAGAAGAACGCAAUCGUUUGGAAGUGGAACAAUUUGAAAAGAAAUUCAGCAAGCGCAAACCCAAAGAACGUAAAAAUAUAGAAGUGAAACCAAAGGACCCCAUUAAUUGGAAACUAAUUGGGGUAUAUGCUGGCAUUGUUGGAGCUGUAUUGCUAGCAGUUGCUUUAGCUUUUUACGAGGAACAUUAAGUAAAUGCCAAUUUCACUUUGAAUUAAACCAAAGGUGGGCCAUUUUUAGAUAAUAAUACUUUUAACUAAAGAAAAUAAAGAUACUUUUAAUAAAACCACAUUUUAUUACGUUUUAA
This is a messenger RNA of Calliphora vicina (urban bluebottle blowfly), 2784 nucleotides long. RefSeq names its product NF-X1-type zinc finger protein NFXL1. Gene Ontology annotation, biological process: regulation of DNA-templated transcription. The transcript has 9 exons. Gene Ontology annotation, cellular component: nucleus. The coding region runs from base 107 to 2668 and encodes 853 amino acids. Lineage: Eukaryota; Metazoa; Arthropoda; Insecta; Diptera; Calliphoridae. Gene Ontology annotation, molecular function: DNA-binding transcription factor activity, RNA polymerase II-specific; zinc ion binding; RNA polymerase II transcription regulatory region sequence-specific DNA binding. The record is from RefSeq and is a predicted model, not a curated record.